Caenorhabditis bovis is the source of this 1767-nucleotide messenger RNA. Lineage: Eukaryota; Metazoa; Nematoda; Chromadorea; Rhabditida; Rhabditidae. The record is from the annotation of a GenBank genome assembly.
AUGAUCCUAGAAUUAGUUGUAUUGGCUCUUUGUGCAUUCGGCUCAAUCCAUGCCGCCACUGUGUUCUCAUCGUCGCUCAAAAACUGUCAAACGCAAUGCGAAGACCGAAAUUUGGCAUAUCCACUUGGAAAAAACGAAUUAUUUUGGGAUGAUAUUGACAAGUUCAAUUAUACAAUGAGAAUCAAUUCGUGUCGUCAUGGUUGUGAGGAUUUAGACGACAAAGAAUCGAAAUGUUCCGAAAUGUGUGUUGAGCCGAACAUUGUGACAGUCUCGUGUGAGCAAGGCUGUCGUGCUGUGCUGGUGUCAUUCCUUGCGCAAGCUCAAGCCCUUUUGAUUCAAACCCGCGUUAACAUGGAAAUCAUCGAUAACGAAAUGAAAUUGCAAUGGACAUUUCCCGAAUCAACUGGCGAAGAUUUGAAAGAACUCGCUUCUGCCGAUGUCUUCUGGUUUGCGCAAACUCGGCCGUUGAAUGGAAAUCUUGGAUGGCGUUGGACAAGCUUUCCCCAAGGCUGUUUCAGAAAUUCGACAUUAUCCGCUGAAGUGAGUGUUCCUUUCGAAAAGUCGGGUCAUGUCGAAGUGCGACUUGCUCUCGCUUACCGCAGUCAGGUGCUCGUCUCGCAGAUCACAACCUACCAGUUGCCACUUCUUAAUAGCGGAACUACCUUGGAAAUAAUUAGUCAAUUGCAAUUAUCUAAUGAUCGAUUAGCAGUUUGCUAUAAAACCAAUCAGCCGACGCCGAAAUUCAAACUUUCUGUAUUAACACUUGACGGAAAUGCAUUGAACACCGAAGAAUCGAUAGCACGAUGUCAUUUGUUUGCGAAUCUUCCGUCCGAAAAUUGCUGCAAAGCGACAAUAUCAGCGAUCGACGAAAGUGGAGCAACAGCAGCUCAUGUUGAAUUCGUUUUCGAUCUUUUUGUUAAUCAAGUUGAAAAUGAAUUGAACGCAACACCGCAACCAUCGCGUCUAGUUUUCACAAAUGGCACUCAUUUAUUAGAAGCUGAGAAUUUCGAGAGUUCGCAAAUCAUCAAUGUGAUCGGAUUUCCUCUCGCACAAGGAGAUUCCAUCACAGCGAUUUCGGGAAUAUCUGAGAAUGUUGUUGCAAUCGGAAGUCAGAAGGGAUUCCUUUGGACAUUUCACAUUUCCGCAAAUCAGACCGACGAAUCUCAAUCGAAUACGGUAGUUCAACUCAGAACUGUAGAGGAAACCGACACAGCAAUUCGACAAAUUGAAAUUGAUCAUAUUCAAAAAAGGAUAUAUGCUAUUCAGCAAGAUAAAGGAAUUUUAAGAUGCAAAAUCCACAUGAUAAAUUCCGAAGAACCACCACAAUGUGUUCUUAUUGUGAACAGUAAUGCCUCAAAUCCGCCGAAACAAAUAUGUCUCGAUUCUGUGAAUGGGCACAUGUAUUCUUUACAUUCUGACACAAAAGUCUACAAAUCGGAAUUGGUGGCAUUCAAUGUGAGCGGAGUCGAAGCGGUCAAGAAUUUUGUGCUUAUAAAAGAUGCAUCUCCAGCAAUUGCUAUUUUUUACGACCAGGAUAGAUUUGAGCUGAAUUCCGUACUUGAAAACGGUUCAAUGAUUUCUUGGAGUCCGAUAGCCGAUCAAUCGCACCAAAUUCGAGCAGAUGGUUUUGCCGAUGUUUCGCAAUUUCGGAUUGUCGACAAAAUGCUUUACUACAUGAAAUUGAAGUGCGAUCAGGAGCAAGAGGAGCAGAUUUGCAUUUUCGGCGAAAAUAUACAGACAUCGGAAGUUGGGCUGCCCUAUAAGUGA